Molecule: messenger RNA, 603 nt
Organism: Daphnia magna
Lineage: Eukaryota; Metazoa; Arthropoda; Branchiopoda; Diplostraca; Daphniidae
Product: huntingtin-interacting protein K
Exons: 3
Coding region: 220-570 (116 amino acids)
Biological process (GO): negative regulation of apoptotic process; protein stabilization
Source: RefSeq, a predicted model, not a curated record
UAAGCAAUAAAAAAAUUUAGUGAUUUGAAUUUACACUUCGUGAUUUCUACAUUUUUAAUAUGAAUAAAACGAUUUUUUAUUAUAAAUUAAUAAAGGAUUUGAACGUUGCCGUUUUGACAGUUUUUCUUGUCGUCUGCCGAUCAACAACGAGGAAGAAGAAGCAUAAAGUUGAAAUAGAGUAUCAACCGGCUUCAGGUUUUUUUCAGAUUCAAGUAAACAAUGGAUGAGAGCGAUUUAGACAAACCCCAAGAUUCAAAAGGACAAAAAAAGUCUACUAGGCAGCACGAUGGCGGUGCAGCAGAUCUGGAAAAGGUCACUGAUUACGAAGAGGAGCGAGUCGUUUUGUCACAAGACAUCACUGGGGCCAUCAAUUUCCUUGAUAACCGCAGAAGCAAAGAGGAAGCUGAACGCCAAGCCAAAGAGCGUGAAUUGGCUAAAGUUUCAAUCAAGAAAGAGGAUGUUGAAGUUUUGAUCAAGGAAACUGAAAUUCCAAGAAUAAAGGCAGAAAGAAUCUUAAGAGAAAACAAGGGUGAUCUGGCAUCUGCCUUGAGACAAGUCAUAAAUUGUUGAAUGUGGUACUUUUAAAUACACAGUAAACUUCUA